AUGCUACCAGGCCUACAGAUAUUUGAUGAGCAUGAGUUUAUAGAGUGCAAGGUGUUGAGUGAAAUGGUAAAUGAUAUAGCUAAUGGAAAUGUGAAGUCCUUGGAAAGGUACUUUUCAGAUGAUUGUAAUGAUGAAUGCAAUGAUCAUCAUGUUGUUGUGUAUCUUGAGAAUGUCAUUGACAAGCUUUGUUUCAAUGUGGAUGAGAUUAGAAAGCUGCUGGUACACAAAAGUUCUAAAGUCAGGAAGAUUGCAUUAUUUAUGCAUCAAAGAUGGUUUACUGAAGAUGAUGUGAUGAUGAUGCAAAAUGACCCGUGUCAUAUAGUUAGAGAGGCAUAUUUGCUUCAGGGCAGAGCGGUUUCUGUGAGAUCAUUAGUUAAACAGGCAAAGGAUGAGAAUGUGGGGGUGCGAUUUGCAGCACUAAAGCGUCUUGUGGAGUUUGCAAACAUUGAAGAGCACAAGAUGAAGAUACUUAAGGUGAUUUGCAGCUCUAUGAGAGAUAGAGAGCAUUAUCUGAGAGAAUUUGCAUCAAAGGCAAUAGGAGAGUUCAGGUGGAUUGAUGAGCAAACAAUGAAACAAAUGAUGACUAAACAAGCUGAGGAAGGAAGCGAGGAUGUGAGCGGAGCUCUUGUUUAUGGGAUUGAAGACGAAUACUCUGAUGUGCGUAGAAACACUGUACGAGCUGUUUAUAAGCUUACUACACAUGGAACUGUGUCUCAAGCAUUUGAAUUCCUGGUUGACUCGUUGAACGAUGAUGAUGAGGAUCUAAGGGUGGUUUGUACUGAGUAUCUGGUAAUGCUUAGCAAAAAGUAUGAGUUGAUGGUUGAUGAAGAAAUAGUCGUGCAAAUAUCUGAAGGACUAAGGGAAAGGAGUGAUAGAAUCAAACUAAACAUUUUGAGUUUGCUUUCAAACCUGAGAUAUGAAAACACAAUAAUAUAUGAUAUUUUAAUGCUACGCAUGAAGGAUGGGAUAAAACCAAAUGAGGUGCAUCAUGUGAUGAAGAAGAUAGCUUCUAGGAAUUCAAGAGUAUUUUUUGCAGAUCUUACGAAGUUUUAUGUUCGUACGCCGAUUGCCAGAGUAGAGUGUUCACUAGAAGAUCCGUAUUAUAUCACAAGACUUGUUGUUUUGAGAGAGUUGUGCAAAUCAGGAUAUAAAAUUGAUCUCAGUAGAGACAUUUCUGAUCAUUUCUUGUUUGUUGAGAUGAUGGAAAGUAAGUUACCAAAGACCGUUUAUGAAAACUAUCAGUUUUGUAAGGACAUUCUUUGCCAGUUUAUUACAGAGAAGGAGUUGAAUAUGCAUGCUGAUGCAGGCAUUCAAAGUAAUAGUAAGCAAAAGAGAAAACUAAGAACGGAGAGGAUGUAUAACCAGCUGUUCAAAGAUAUGCUUAGACAAGGAAAGAAAGCUUGGCUUAUUUUCUAUAUCUACAAGGGAAUGAGUGAACUUAUGAAUGGAAAUGGCUGUAGAAUACUGAGAAGAAUUCCGUAUCUGUUUGGCCUAUCGGAGUUCAACAUAUCUAUGGCAAGCGAUAUCAAUGCAAUGAAGAGAUAUAUUCAGUCUUUGGAUAUUGGCUCAAUCCAAGCAUCAAGAUAUAUCCUUUCUGUGCCUUCGGUUGUUGAAGUGAACGAUAAAAUGCCAAUCAGGUUUUCAAUCGGUGUGCUUACAGAGAAUGCAUGUACAGAGGCACGGCUGAAGAUCUGGGUUGAAGGUAGACCAUGCAUGUACUUUGGAGUGGUGGAAAGCCUAGACAUAUGCAUAAUGGAUAAUGUAAACAGAAUAUACUGCUGCAUUGUAAAACCAGAUAUGGAGGAUGAUAUUCAACUAUCAAGAACCAAAUCAAUCAUUAUAGAUAGAAAAAAGCCCAAGGCAGAUUUAAUUCCAGGAAUAAACUACUGA
Molecule: messenger RNA, 1890 nt
Organism: Ordospora colligata OC4
Lineage: Eukaryota; Fungi; Microsporidia; Ordosporidae
Exons: 1
Coding region: 1-1890 (629 amino acids)
Source: RefSeq, a predicted model, not a curated record